This is a messenger RNA of Cercopithifilaria johnstoni, 3451 nucleotides long. Lineage: Eukaryota; Metazoa; Nematoda; Chromadorea; Rhabditida; Onchocercidae. The record is from the annotation of a GenBank genome assembly.
CUACGCGCUGUGGCUUUUGGAGCAUAGUUAUGAAAGUGGUCGCGCUGGUUCCUCAAUGUUUUUUACUCACGCAUUCCAAUUUCGACCUAUACUUGAACGAUUCGAUGAUUAUGAUGGACCUCGGCGCCUGUUUAAUUAUAUUUCAACUUUAACUCUCUUACAAGAAGAUUCGGAAAACGUUCUUUCUGAUGAACAUCUCUAUACUAGUAUGCAAGCUAUUCGAAAUACUUGCAUGGCUUUCAGAAGUUAUAUGGCUGCUCAUAUCUUUGUCAAAGUGGAACAUCUGAAACGAACACAUGUAUCUCGACUACAGUGUCUUAAGGAUAUCGUCAUUCCUUCUUGUGUCCAUGGAUUACCGGCUAAUAAGGGGAUGCAUCUCGAUGACGAAAAUUUGAAAACUUGCGUUUGGAUUCUGCUACAUACUCUAGGAUUGCAUUCAUCUUGGCGACCCGUUGAAGAAUUGAAACGUUUAGGAGUUAUUCGCACUAUGUACUACCUAGUUGGAACAGCUAAUUCCUGGAAUGGUGGUUCAAAAAUUGAAAUUCUUAAAAUGUCUCUUGAUGUUUUGUGGAUGUGUUCCGCUGUGCCCCGGAUUCAAAUGGAUAUUUGCGAAAGUACAUUGAAAAUACGGGAGCAGAAUGUUGAAUCUGUCGGGACAAUUCUGGAAUUCUGUGAAGGCGAAAUGAUAGCAGACUCUGAAGUUCAGUUCGCUGCCUUGAGGGUGAUAAUAAAUUGUGUAUGUGCUCCAUUGGAACGACACAGUGGACGACUGGCUAUAUCGCCUUCAACUAGUGACACUUUAGUACACUCCUCUGAUUCUCGAACAAGCUGCCGAAGUGUUGGAACACCUUAUAAAAUACGAAAACAAAGAAAAGCACAGAUGGAAUUUUUUUUAGAAAAAGUGUGGAGCACUGUUCGAAGAAAUAAUGGAAUUAUGAUCUUGAAAAAACUGCUGUAUACAGAAACGCCAAUCACAGAAGCAGAUGCACUUCGCGGAAUCGCAUGUCAAGCUCUUAAUGGCUUAGCACGUUCCGAAAGUGUUCGUCAAAUCCUUGAAGUAAUGCCGCUUAUUUCAAACAGCGAGCUUUGUGGUCUGAUGCGUGAGCCCGUUCUACAAGAGCGACGUGCUGAACACGCCAGGUUCUGUGAGCAAGCUCACUUACUGAUUGAAAAAAUCACCAAAAAGCGAAUCCACGAUUUUCCGAAAGAUCUAACGAAAGAAAAGCUCUGGAAAUGGCAUAUCGUUGCUCAUACCAAAGUUGUUUACAAUGAUAAGGAACUAUUGCAACUGAUACAUCAACAUCUGAUCAAAAAGGGGUUGCUCAAAACAGCGGAUAAUUUAAAAAAUGAAGCCAGUUUACCUGAUAUACCUGCGAGUCGUGUCUCCACUCGUCUACAUUCUAUUGGUGCAUUGCCAAAACGUUUUGAAAAUACAUUUUCUGAUAUCAACAGCGAUAUUGUAUCGGGAAAAACUUUAAUUUUGAGCACCUUCGGUGGUAGCAGUCGACAUCGAAAAAGUGAGCAAUCAACAAUACCCGCCAUUAUGGCAAAACGCACACCAGUUAAUGAACAGCGAGACCAAAUAGCUACCUUAGCCUCAACUCCCAUAUCAAAAUCAGCAAAGGUGUUGAACAUUACUGGGCGUCGUCAUUUUGAUGGGAGUCCGCCAGGAACGUCAUUUGUAAGUAGCUCUUCAAUAGACCUUAAAAAAGUGGAAGUUACCGGCAGCAGUGGAAAUGUCAUGAAUCCUCAAUUGCCAUCAGCGAUGCCAGUUCCUCCGAAAGAUCUUGACGAAAUCGUUACAGAUUUUUUCAGAAAGCAGCAUUCGACGUGUUGUAAUCCAGUAUCUACGUGUCCUCCCUUCUCACUUUACUAUCCACAUCACUGUCCGGAACCACAACGUAAACGUUUUGCUCCAAAAAAUAUUGCCAAUCGAUUUUUAAGACGUCCGUUAAUUUCGGCUGCUUGGAAUCGGGAAAGGUUCAGAGAGGACAUUCACUUUGCUUUCAGUCGCUUUCGUCCAGUACGAUCAUUUACGGAAAGCGAAGAGACAUUUACGUGCUGUAGUUUUUCGAUUGAUGAUGAACACAUACUACUAGGUUCUUAUGCUGGCGCUUUGAAUUGGUUUAAUAUACAUACCGGUGCCGAGGAAUCGAAUACCGAGUGCCAUCAUAGUGCAAUUACUGGUAUCGAACAAUCAAAAGAUGGUUCGCUAUUGCUUACUUCGUCAGCUUUUGUGAAGCCGCUUUCUUCUCUCUGGCGUAUUGGUGAAACCCAAGAACAUAUGAUCAAUUUUCCGGACGAAUAUUUUGUUGAGUUUAAUAAAACAGUUCAAGAUCGUAUCAUCGGAACGCAAGGAAGUAAAGCAACGAUUUAUGAUACGGAAACUGGUCGAGCUGUGAUUCGUCUUUUUGAUGAUACUUUGGCAAAUAAUUACACCCGUAACAAGGCAACGUUUGAUCCGAGAGAUGAAUUAGUAUUGAAUGACGGUAUACUAUGGGAUCCGAGACUGGGAGUAAAAAUGGUGCACAAAUUCGACAAAAUGAAUGCUGUGAAUUGUGGUAUCUUCCAUCCACGUGGAAAUGAAGUCAUCAUAAAUUCUGAAGUGUGGGAUGUGCGUAAUUUCAAAUUGCUGCAUAGUGUCAGUGCGCUCGAUCAAUGUAAAAUUGUAUUUAGCGGUGGCACAGAUGCGCUUUACGGAUCAGCUUAUUUGGAUGUAGAAGAAAUAGAUGAUCGCUUUCGUCAAACAUUUGCUUGUUCAUUUCGAACUUUCGAUUCUACUACCUACAAGGUAAUUACAACAGUGGACGCAAAACGAGCUUUAUUCGAUUUCUGUGCUGAUCAUAAUGAUCAGUAUAUGGCUUUGAUUGAAGCGCAUGGGAAUGCAGAUGAUUUAUUAGAGCUGCGAGAAAAUGUCUGCCGUCUCUACGAGGUUGGGAAACACCGUGAAGCAGACGAGUGUGAUGAUGAACAAGAAGAAACAGGUGACGAUAAUGAAGAUGAUGAUAUGGGUUCAUCAAGUGGAAUGGAUACAUCGCUUGGAGAUACAACUGCUACGGAUUCUUCAUCGGAAGAAAAUUCUGAUGAAGGAAGUGAUGAAUCCUUAUAUGAAUCGACACAUAGUCUUAAUGGCAGUUUGAAUGAUGAAGAUGAACAGUGGGCAGAUGAUGACGACCAUGUUUCGGAAAAUGGCGAAAAUUCAGAACGAAGUAAUGGCGUCCUUUUGCGAAUUGGUGAUCGUGAGGCUCUAAACAUUGUUUUUGAUCCGGGCACGAACCGACGUGAUAUUCGCUUACUGCAAGCGCUGGCAGUGGAUUCAGAUAGCGAUACAGAAGUGGAUGUUAGUUACAAUCCUGAUGAAGAUUCAGCAAAUUCUGAUAUGCAUCCGGGUUCGAGUUCAAUAGUUCUGAAUCCAAUACUUCGAAGGCAGCGAAGAGCGGAACGAGAAUAA